Molecule: messenger RNA, 768 nt
Organism: Gryllus bimaculatus (two-spotted cricket)
Lineage: Eukaryota; Metazoa; Arthropoda; Insecta; Orthoptera; Gryllidae
Source: the annotation of a GenBank genome assembly
CCGCUGGUGGGCGUGGUGGGGCCGGCGUCGUCGUCGGUGGCCAUCCAGGUGCAGAACCUGCUGCAGCUCUUCCAGAUCCCGCAGGUGGGCUACUCCACCACGUCCAAGGACCUCAGCGACAAGAGCCGCUUCAACUACUUCCUGCGCGUCGUGCCCUCCGACUACUACCAGGCUCAGGUCAUGGUGGAUCUGGUGCGGCGCUUCAACUGGACCUACGUGUCGGCUGUCAACACGGAUGGUAAGGCCAACCACAUUGUUUUACUUUCGCGAGACACACUUCUUGUCGGUGAGUUCGACGGCUGGGCGGACCGCGCCGACGUGACGGACGGGCUGGAGGCCGAGGCGCAAGGCAGCGUGUCCAUCCGCAUCCACUCGCCAGACGAGACCUCCUUCGACGAGUACUACACGCGCCUCUCGCCCUUCAACAACACGCGCAACCCUUGGUUCCGCGAGUUCUGGCAGUGGCGCUUCAACUGCGUCAUGCCCACCGAGACGGCCAACGCCAGCGACGGCCACCCGGGCGCCGGGCCCGGGGCCGGAGCAGGGGCAGGGGCCGGCGCAGCGGCGGGGGCUGCAGCCAGCGCGGGCGCGGGCGCGCGCGCGGGCGAUGGGAAGGAGAAACUGAGCGAACGCUACAAGCCUGAUCCUAAGCUGUCCUUUAUCAUCAAGGCCAUCUACACAAUGGCGUACGGGUUGCACAGCAUGCAGCAAGCUUUGUGCGGUCCCAACGUCACAGUUAAUAAUUUGCUUCUUUUUCCCUCGAAUUAA